UUUACAUCUGACUUUAAUAUGGUAAUAUGACAUGAACGGAAGUCGACUAAUGCAGCUGAUAGAUAGCAGCCUUGAAUAAAAGAAAUAAAACAAAAACUAAACAGUAAAAAAAAAUAUCAUUCUUAACAAAUUAACAAAAGAAUCUGCAUAAAAUUAUUUCGAAUAUGUUAAAAUUAAAAAGUGUUAUUAGUAAUAGAAAAAGUUCGUCAUUAAUAUCUACUUUUAAUAAUAAUCUCAUUUAUAACAAAAAUCUGGACACACGAACCAAGGGACAUUAAAAUUUCAUGUAUUUUACACAACAGUUAGUAAUUAAUUAUUCAAAAAAUUAAACAAAUGAUAAAUCUCUUAAAUGGGCGCGGGUGAACUAUAUGUCCCAUAAUUUAUAUUUUUUUAACUUGUACAUGACAAGAUAGUUACACUUAAACAAAACCAUUGAAAUUUUAACAAUUUUUGAAGAAGUGCUUAUUUGUGAAUGAUGUAAAUUGAACGAUUGGACAUGGAGAACUGUUUUAAACAUUUUAUAUUUUAUUUCAUGUUGUAAUGUUAACUAUAGUGAAAAUGAAGUGGAACAUGUGUACAUAUAAUAAUUGUGUGACUUUAUUUAUUUUCAACAUAUUACUUAUUUCUAUAACCGAAGCCGUAACACCAGACACAGUAAAUUCAACUACCUCAGAAAAAGCAAAUCCAUUUUCAUUAGAAGAAUCAUCGUUAGACACAUUUUCUGAUGUAAAUAUUUCAUCAUUAUUAGUCAAUAAUAAAACAUUUUUAAAUGAAUCAAAUUCUAUCAACGAACUAGAAUCCAAUUUAACAUUGAGUAGAAACUUGACUGUGAUUGGAAGUGAAAUUUCAAAUUCAAGUAUAAAUGACAAUGAAACUAACACAGAUGAUGUUAUCGUAGAGACGAAACAGCUAACAGCUGAAUAUAUGACAUCACGAAGUACGCUAAAAACUGAAGAUAUGACGUCACGAGGUACGCUAACAACUGAAGAUAUACCGUCACGAAGUGAACUAACACACGAAACAUCGACUUUAUGUAAAGACUGUCCGAAUGAACCACCUGAACCAGUGCAACAACCUCCACCUUAUCCGUCCGACGAAAUGUUAUCAAAUCAGAAUCAGGAUAUGAAAAUUAUCAAAGAGACACCUGAAUUCACUCUGAAUAAAGAUUUUCAACCACGGGCAGGAAGAAUUCCACAAUCAUGGAUAGAUAGUAAACCUGAUAUCGUUGAAGCUACACCAAGACCUAAACAGAGUUUCACUACAAUGAAACAAAUAAUACAGCCAAUUUUUGACCCAGAAUUGCCUCCUCCACCUCCGAGGAGUUUUGCUUUUGGAAAGAAGGAAAUUGUGUCUAUUCCUGAGAGUAAAUCUUUAGGUUCAGAUUUGACAGCUCCAAUUACAACAGAAGAUUUUACACAAGUUAAAAGUCAGCAGUCGGCUGAUUUGCAAUUACCGGUACAGCCAGAAGUAGAGUUACCUGGAAAUUCUAAGCCAUUCAAAAUUGCUGAAACUACAUCCGACCUUGAAUCUCAACCAUCUCAACCUCUUUUAGAAACAGUUUCAAUGGACCGAAAACUGACGUCUCUUGAUAUCAAACAACCUUUAAAUCAGUUAGACGAAGAACCGCCUCCUCCACCACCCCAUUUUAGUAGACCACCAACGAUGAUAUUUAAACAAGAUAAAAGCCGAUCCCAACCGGUUCAGAGUCUACCGGAUGUGAUAACCACAUCACCACCGGAAGUGUUACAACCAAGAGGUCGACAAUUAAAUGCUGCAGCUUCAGAGCAGCCAUUUGCUACGGACCAACAAAUAUCGGAAAUUGAUAAACAAAUAAUCGAAGCAAAGUCUGACCAAAUGUUUUCAGAUACCAUCGAAAAACAAACGGCACCAUCACUCAAUCCUGAAACAUUACAAAUAAAACAGAACACAGCAUUAGAAUCUGAGAAAACUGUCGAGGAUAACCAAACGUCUUAUACAACAGAUCAUUUUAAAUCUGAGAAUCAACAGUUAACAAAUAUAAGUGACGAUGAAUAUAUGCAAACGAAUGCGACGACAGUUUCGGAGUUAUUAUUAGAUGAAAAACAAAAUAUGACUGACCAGAUUAACCCUCCAAAUGAAAAUAUGCCAACAACUUCAUUACUAGAUCAUAUGCCGUCCCUUAAUAAAGAUACCGAAUCAGAGUUUUCAACAAAUAUUACUGCAGAGUUUGAAGCAAGAAGCAAUACAGAUUUUGAAGCAAAUGAUAAUACAGAGUUUAAAUCAAGAAACACUUCGGAUUUUAUUGCAAGUAGCCCUGCAGAGUUUAAACCAAAUGAAACGACAGAGUUUACAUCAGGUAGCAUUGUUGAUAAAACAGAACCAAUUUCAGAAAUAGAUAAAAUAUCAGAAACAAUUAAAAAUACAAUGAACGAAGAAAUAGAAUUACCACAAACCAAUCAAUUCAAAACUGAACAGCAACUAAACAGCAGUAUGGAUUACAGAAAACAACUAUCUUUAGAUACAUUGCAGCCUUUUCUGCAUAUAUCAGAAAAUCUAACCUUGAUGGAAACGCUAGAACAAAAUAUUACCGAGAGUGAAACGACAGCUGAAAUUAAACCAUUGAAUAUAUCUUCGUUAUCGGAAAAAGUGUCCAUUGAAGGUCAACUUAAUGUUUCGGUUGAUCAGAAACUAAUGCCACAAGUCUUAGAACAUAUGAUUCCAGAAAAUCAGAUAUCAGCAGAUAUUAAAAGUGCGCCCGACAGGAGGAAAAUUAUUGGUACUUCAAGUUUGGAUCAGGAUAUAAUCGAAAACGGUUCACUACCUAUAGAAUCAGAAACACUAGAUCAAACAUCGUUACAGAUCCAAAAUGCUUCUGACGCUGUUGAACUGAAAAUUGAGAAACAUAUAGAAGAAUCUGUUACUGGACUUCAUCAAUUGUCAGAUUUAAACCUGACACAGUUUUUAAAAGACAAUGAAAAAGUAAAAACUACAACUGAGAAUGAGAAUGAAAUGCCAACUGAAAUUCAAACUAUCACUGAUACGAACAGAAUGACUUCCAUGUUGGAUCAGUUACAUUCUGCGGGCCAGCUAAAUGAAUCACUUAUUUUGGGUAAUGCAACUGAUCAGCAACUGAAACCUUCUUUAUUAUCAGUAGAAGAUAACGAGCUGUUGGAGAUUUUGAAAACGAUUGAGGAUUUUGGUGCAGGUUCACAAUCAGAAAGCCAACCUUCACCAAAAACUACACAAAACGAUGCAAAUCGAACUCAAUCAGUUUUUGACCAAUUACCAUCUGAUGUUGAACAAUCACUGGGUACCAGUACAACUGAAGUUGAGAUAACAACAUUAACACCAGAUCCAGUACUAUUUGUGGGUACCAGUACAACUGAAGUUGAGAUUACAACAUUAACACCGGAUCCAGUACUAUCUGUGGGUACCAGUACAACUGAAGUUCAGAUUACAACAUUAACACCGGAUCCAGUACUAUCUGUGGGUACCAGUAGAACUGAAGUUGAGAUUACAACAUUAACACCGGAUCCAGUACUAUCUGUGGGUACCAGUACAACUGAAGUUGAGAUUACAACAUUAACACCGGAUCCAGUACUAUCUGUGGGUACCAGUACAACUGAAGUUGAGAUUAUAACACUAACACCGGAUCCAGCUCUCAAUAUAGGUAAAAAGGCAAUAGGUAUCGAACAUACAUUGACAGGAACCACGCCCCUCAAUACAACUCCCUCAUUAGAGGUUACAACGAGUACACAGCAGCAAUCUCGGCCAGUGCAAAUACUAUCUGAACAACAAGAAUCGUUUGUAACUGAUAGACAACAACAAAGACCUGCAGACAUUUCUAAUUUGAAUGAAAAUCAAAUCAUUUCUCGUUUAGAUGAAAAUGAAAGGCAAAAACCCCAGACUUUCCCAAACAACACUCAACAACGUCAGGAUCAGAAAAAUGAAGAAGACAUGAAUAUGGAGACUGAUAUACCGCCACCACCACCGAGACGUAGAACAGAAUUAGUAGAGAGAGAAAGAGACAAUUUACCACCAUCAUUAAAUGUAUUAGAAGAGAACAGAAGGAAAGGUUUCCGACAAUUUUCAGAAGAACCUUUACAGAGCCCCGAAUUAUCCCCUGAACUACCGCCACCACCACCAGGUUUCAAACAGAAAACAAAACACAUUUCGAAGGACAAACCUUUGACUAUGCCUAAGGAAACGGGCUUGUUGAAAUCAAAACAGGAUGAAACGGAUAUUGCAAGUCAAGCCAAAUAUUCAGCAUUAUUUAAUCGAAACUCGCCAUAUUACCAGUCAAUGUGGAAAAUUAACUCAAAUCAGCCGUCAACAAAAAUAAAACCGCAGACAACACUAAAUUCAAUUGACCAGAGACAAUUGAGUAAUAGUGCGGUCAGAAAAAUGAUAAAUACGAUUGAACAGGUUAGAACACGGCCUAAGUCGGUUGAUUCUUUAACUUUUUUUACACCAGGUGUACAGAAAACUCAAACCCAUCAGAAUACUAAUCGGAAUAAUAAUAUGAAAACACAAAGUGCUGGAGUCGGCAUACCACAUGCAGGUUAUAUACCAGGAGUUCCUUUUAUUCAGAACCACUUUUUACGUCGUAAACGGACGAAUAAGCGAAAUCUCCCCAUGGACAUUGCGUUUAAAACUGCAGUUCCAAAACAAGAACAAUCUGAAAAAAUACACGAAAGAAUGGCAGGAAGAAAGAUGUAUGUAGAAGAAAAAGUGUAUUCUUAUAUUCCAAUGAAUAAAAGAUAUUCGCUUAACGAUCUGCGCAUGAGCAAACUCAAUAGACUGAAUGCUCUUAAUAAAUAUUCAGAUGUGAACUAUCCAAGUCAUUUAAAGCAGAACAUUGACAUUCAUUUUCAGAAAAAUAGUUAUAGUUCACAACAAACUGUACCUCUAACUAAACAUCACAUAAAAGAUUUUAUAUUACAUGGGAAAGUUCACAACUCAGAUAUUAAGGUGCAAGCAAAUAUUCAGAAGAAUAAGAAAAUAUGGAAUAAAAAUGAUGAUCCACCGCCGAUCAUUUUACGAACGGCAGAUUCAACUGUGUUUAAGGUCACGUAUACACCACCGCCACCACCGCCACGAAAACUAACAACAGUGGCUCCACCGGAAACGUUGAGUAAAGCACUUCCAGAAAAGAAGUUUAUUUCUCCAAAACAAUUAAAAUCGAAGGAAACAACCACCAACAAUUUGACAAAAGCCUCAGCAUCUACGGAGUCUGAUACAAAAUCCAAAGUCUCUGUUAUUGGAAAUUCUUCACCAGAAAUAAACCCAUCUUACACAAGAGAACUCUCAAAUGCUUCUGAAACUUGUGACAACUGUACGUACGUAAGUGAUUUCUGUUAUUUGAGAGAACCAUCCAACUGCAACCGAUUUAUUGUGUGUUAUAAACAAGGACACAAACUAAGAGCCACAGAAAAAGAGUGUUCAUUUGGUCUGUUCUGGAGUCAGAGUAAGCUAGCAUGCACACAACCAUCCAGAGCAGAGUGUGAAAUAGAUCCCUGUAGGACGCAAGGUGUCAGAUCUCAUCCUUAUAUCGGUAAAUGUCGUGCUUACUGGACAUGUCGGAGACGUCGUUCAGAUGCACGAUGUUGUCCGAAUGGAUAUGCAUAUGGCGGUGGGAGAAACACGUGUGUUCCGAAUAAAGACUGUAAAACAGAUUGCAUUACAAAAAUCCCCGAAGUUCUUAAUGUGUGCCCGCUGAAAAAAGUUUAUGACUCUCCGUUUGAGUAUACAGAUGGUGGGAUGGUUCGUUCCUGUGCCCCUGGUACACGAUUUGAAGAAUCUAUGUGUGCAUGUAUUCGGAGCAAUAUUGGUAAUAAACCAGUCGAAAAGAAGCAAACGCAUUUAGAUAAACCUUUUCAAUGUCAGCCGGCCAUUAGUCUAGAUUUUAGCGGAUCCUCAAAUGAUGCUUUCGAGGACAAAUCCGGACACAGCCAAUCUAUUGGUGUAUCUAAUGUCCUCCAGACAAUUAAAAAGCAAGCAAUGUUUAAUGGACGUGGAAGCCUCAAACUGUGGCGUUUUUCGAAUGUAGAACUUGGUCCUGAAUUUGCCUUGCGUUUGAAGUUUUACGCACAUGGAAGAUCGCAUCGUUCUGAAACAUUGUUAUCAAAUUGUAUUGGGAAGAGGAAGGCUGCAUUUGACAUCAGACUCGAAACUGAUGUUUUAGAGAUAGUGUUUACUGUGAAGACAUCUGAAAGUCCUGAAUCAUUUAUUAGAAUUUUUUACAAGCCACACCAGUGGAACGAAGUUAUUCUCCGAUAUGAUGGUGCCAGUUUCUCAGCUGCUCUUGGCAAAGUCUCAAAAACGAUUUAUGUGGAAGGUGUGAUACCGACAAAACAUGCUGCUAUAUCUAUUGGUGGCUGUGAUCAAGACGAUGGAUUUAUUGGAUACAUGGAUGAUGUGAUGAUAUACAAUGGCUGCAUACCAGAAGAUGUACGAGGUCUUGUGUUUGAAUAAAAUAUGAAAAUCCUGACUGUGUGAAACUAUU
Molecule: messenger RNA, 6484 nt
Organism: Mytilus trossulus (common blue mussel)
Lineage: Eukaryota; Metazoa; Mollusca; Bivalvia; Mytilida; Mytilidae
Exons: 9
Coding region: 541-6453 (1970 amino acids)
Cellular component (GO): extracellular region
Molecular function (GO): chitin binding
Source: RefSeq, a predicted model, not a curated record